AUGAAUAAUCUUUACUUUCAAACUAACGAUAAUUCUGACCUCUAUAUUAACGAUGAUCCUGACCUCCAUUUUAGCGAUGAUCCUGACUUUCAUAUUAUUGAUGAGGUUGAAACUAUUUACGAAGAAGAUCUAGAAUCCUUUGAAAAUGAAAGUGUAUUAAUUUCUUCUGAUGAUGAACUUCAAGAGAUUGAUGAUAAUAUUGCAUGCGAUUUAAAUGAAGAUACAAUAACCUAUUUUACUAAAGAAUUAGCAUCGAAGAAAAUUGCAUGA
Dentiscutata heterogama is the source of this 270-nucleotide messenger RNA. NCBI's taxonomy places the organism in Eukaryota, Fungi, Glomeromycota, Glomeromycetes, Diversisporales, Gigasporaceae. The record is from the annotation of a GenBank genome assembly.